This is a messenger RNA of Clupea harengus (Atlantic herring), 2318 nucleotides long. It is a transcript of the gene c8h5orf15, whose product is annotated as chromosome 8 C5orf15 homolog. Lineage: Eukaryota; Metazoa; Chordata; Actinopteri; Clupeiformes; Clupeidae. The record is from RefSeq and is a predicted model, not a curated record.
CAGCAGCGCAGCGCACCCGCCCACAACACGCAUUCCCUUCAAGAUGGCCACUUCGUGGAAGAUUGGACGAAAACUGGUGGUUCUCGGAGUUUACAUCGUCUUUAUCAUACUCCCAUGUCACUUUCGUACCUGCAGUUCUGCGCCCACCAGUGAUGCUGGCAACACAACAGUUGUUGAGUCACCUAAGGAUCCUCCCACCCCUAAUCCGGACAACUUGACUACAUUACCAAAGGAGGUAGUGCAAACACCACAUCAGAGUGACAAGGACCUAAAACAACCUAACAUCUCUUCGGAGGACCAGCAUUUGGAAGUAGACCCCCCUCCAGCUAAACUGAGUCCGCCCCAGUCAGGUAUUGUUGAGUCAAACCCUCCAGAAUCAAAUCUGUCCGUGUCAGAUCCCUUAAGCACAGACCCUCCGCUAGAUCCUAAAGCUGGUCAUGCCUCCCCAACACAUCCUGCCCCUGCUGCUACCACCACCACCCCCACGACUGUUACCACCACAAUCGCCGCAACUGCUACCACCACAGCUACUACACUUUCAUCCACAUCCACUCCAGCUCCCGCUGCGCCCACCAUCGUUGACAUGAAUGCCCCCCAGAUGCAUACAGACACACCACAGGGUAAGGCAACCAACAGCCCACACUUGGUGGAGUCGGAGGAUGAAGACGACGACAAUGACGACAAAGGGUACCUUGACUACGACACCACGCAGUCGUAUACCCGUGAUGGUGGAGAGGACAACGGAACAGAUGGGAUGUUUCUGAGGCCUGACGGCCAGGAUGACUCGGUGACCAACCAGGACCCCGAUGAAGAUGAAUAUGAUCUCCCGGAAAAGGGUCUGAUACAAAAUCUGCCUACUGACCCAAAGAAGUUUGAUGAGCGUUUGCAGGAUGCCACCAUUUACACAAACCCAGAUGAGGACACGCAUUUCUUUUUCCACCUGGUCAUCAUUGCCUUCCUGGUGGCCAUUGUGUACAUAACCUAUCAUAACAAGCGAAAGAUAUUCCUGCUGGCCACAAGCCGUCGUUGGAGGGACAACCUGUGCUCUCGCGGAGUGGAGUAUCGCAGACUCGACCAGAACGUCAAUGAAGCCAUGCCCUCGCUGAAGAUGACCAAUGAUUACAUCUUUUAGGGCCUCUGGCCAGCAGAAAAAAGGACUUGUGGGGGGGGCUCUAAACUAUUGGGAUAGUUUCAGGGUUAUGGUGGUAGGGCAAACUAAACAUUUUGAUCUCUCUGAACUUUUGAGCUACAAUGGAGCUUCAUGGUUUCACCUUAUUUGCUCGUCCAUAGUAUCGUUUUUCUUUCAGGCUUUUUUAUAUUUUAAAAGAUCUACGGUUCUUUUUGGAGGCUUGGUUGGUCUCCAGAGCGUGUAUUUAAUUUAAACCAUGUUUCAGAUUCCUGCUGUCUUAAGGCUUUUAUUGCACAAGUGAUUGUUUGAUGGGUAAUUGGACACCUAGUGUGGCCAUGGUGUUGUAGAUUAUGUCAAGAUUAUUAAAAUUAUAUUUUAACACAAAUGGAAUGAGGCACAGAGUGCAGAAUCACCACACAUGUCAAAUGUAGACAUUGUUUUCCCUGACGACUGUAGCGGCGACAUUACUAAUUCUGUGCUGUUUCAUACAGCACCAAAAUGCAAUAAUUGUACUAUCAACCUUAUUAUAUUUUAUUUCUUGUUGGGAGAUAUCAAAGCAAUAUCACUUCAAUGUAUGGCAUGGUACAGUUUCCUUUUGUUUGACAGUCUAUCAUCUCUACAGUAUCAAUGCAUCAGGGCCGGCUGGAGACCUGCUCAUAUUCUAUGAGGCGCUUGAACACCUGUCCCUUUCUGUGUUUGAGUUAUGACUUCAGUGAAGUCUUUUGAAAAUUAAGACAUUCCUGCCCCGGUUUGCUAUUGCUGAGAUGAAAGGUGUCCGUUUUCUUUGCAGUCUCUUGGGCUUAGAUCCGCGAAUACGAGCAUUGUGGCUGAAUGUGGCCAAAUAUUCUCAAAGAAUGCUGUAUUAUUUCAGGAGAGAUUACAUUUCGUCAAUAUUUUUUCGCCUAUAUAGGACUCCUGCCAUGUCACCAUAUUUCUGAUGGCCUACAGUAAGAAUCCUACUGUCAAAGCCACGCAGGUGGUAUUUCUAUUCUCUUUGUUGAGCAUUCAUUUGUACCGGAGUUGGUAAAAUGGUGAAAAGAAUGGUACUAAACAGGUUCUGACCAAUCUGUGUAACUGUGGGGAAAUGAUCACAACAGGCAUGACUUGUUUCAUUGUUUGUGCCUCUGCUCUUUCAAUUAGCCAUAGGCAUUAUUCACCCUUUUGUUAUUAAAGCACAACUGUAAAUAUA